This is a messenger RNA of Brassica oleracea var. oleracea, 1212 nucleotides long. RefSeq lists its product as uncharacterized. NCBI's taxonomy places the organism in Eukaryota, Viridiplantae, Streptophyta, Magnoliopsida, Brassicales, Brassicaceae. The coding region runs from base 364 to 1047 and encodes 227 amino acids. The record is from RefSeq and is a predicted model, not a curated record. The transcript has a single exon.
GAUGGUGUGUCAAAUGAAAAAUAUCAGGACACAAGACUAGUUUAAAAAAAAAAACAAGACAGAGUUUUGCUAAGUUAACUCUUCUUGCAUAUAAGAACAAUAUAACAAUAAUUCACUCUAAAAAGAAGAUUAGUGCUCGGAAAAAAAAAGAAGCAAAUGCACUCAGUGACCCCUAUAUAAACACUUGCAUUGCAAAGGUACAUUCUCUCAAGCUAAAAAAUAAAAACAAAGAAGAAGCAAAGAGAGAAACAGAGUCAGUCUCUCCUCUGUUUUUUCCCCCACCAUAAACUGAAUAUCUACUCUCUCUCUCUCUUUUUGUGCUCUACAACAUCUACUGUUGUAAGCUAAUCAUUCUCUCUUCAAAUGGAUUCGCCUAGUACCCAAAAGGCUAAACCGAGAAAGAUGAAGGCUGCUGUGAAGAAGCCUCGAGCUCAAAAACUCUUGGAUUUGUUUUACCGAGUGAUCGAGAUAACUGUGGUUAUGGUUACAGUGGCCAAGCUCUGUUACCAACUAGUCAUCAUGUUCGAGGACUCUGGCCUCUCACGUUUUCUCAUCAACCGUCACCUUGCUUUCCUCUUGGGGAACGCCAUAGUCAUCGCCGUAGUCGCCAAGUGCGGUCUCUUUGCGAAUCAAGAACCUGAUGCACAGAGAAACAGCAAUGAAUUUUACAACGAGUUUGUUCGAGAGAGCUCAAGAAGAGAGAAGACUUUACAUACAGAUGUUAUAAGCAGAGAAAAACAGAGCAGUGAAGAAAAGAAACAGAGCCGAGCAAAACAGAGCAUGUUGGAGAACAGGGCAAAACAGAGUACUGAAGAUAACAGAGAGAAACAGAGUACGGACAAGAAGGACAUAACUGUGAAGAGAGAGAAGCAAAGGAGUGGGUCAGAGAAUCUCGAGGGCUCGAAGAAGAGUUCUUGUGGAAGGUUGAAGAGAUCGGAGACAGAGAGACAUGCUGAUGUUUCUGAUGAUGAACUAAGGUACAAGAUCGAGUCUUUCAUUGCGAGACAGAGGAGGAACCAAAAGGAUGAAGAAUUUUGUAUUGUUUAGACAGAGCCGGCCCUGGGAGCAUGGGCUUCCGGCCGCCAAAUAAUAAUAAUAUAACCGGCCACAAAUUCUAAUAAGUGUGUCUUUAGUGGAGUGGUUCAAUAGCCACAGUUCAUUAACUCCGAACCAGAGUUCAAAUCCCCCUAUCUACAUUAUUUUAUUUUCGGC